Lethenteron reissneri (Far Eastern brook lamprey) is the source of this 2675-nucleotide messenger RNA. RefSeq lists its product as uncharacterized. The record is from RefSeq and is a predicted model, not a curated record. Gene Ontology annotation, molecular function: protein binding. NCBI's taxonomy places the organism in Eukaryota, Metazoa, Chordata, Hyperoartia, Petromyzontiformes, Petromyzontidae.
GUCGAAAGAUGAGGGUCACUCAGAGACGUCAUCUGUCAUUCCACUUUCUAUUGUCUUACAGUUCUUAGCACACACGGACCCACAGGUGCUAAGACACACUUUCAGGAUGGAAAAGAAAAAUGAAAUACAGGAGAGGUACAUGAAGUUUCCAAAUCUCUUUCAACUGGAGUACAACAAACAGCUUGAAAAGCAAGUGAUGACAAAGCUCGAGCGGAAGAAGAGUUGUUCCGCCACAGCAGAUGAAUUUGAAAGCGAUGUAUGCAAUCUGAACUGCCUCGCCUUUCUGCACCUGAAGCGCCAAAUGCUUCACAGGGCCAAGCCGAUAGUGGCCGAGGUCCUGGCCAAGGAUCCUCAGAACAUAACGGCGCUGGCCAACCAGUGCGAGCUCCUCCUGCUGUCCUUCGAUUUUAAGAAAGCCGCCGAGGCACUCGGUGAGCUGGAGGCGCAGAGGGACAACGAGGGAGCGAAUGCAAUGGCUCUGGCCGAGCAGGGCUACUUCCUGUCCCGCAUGGGCCCCCGCGUUUACCUGCAGGCCAUCGAAAAGUUCGAGCAAGCCAUCGAGAAGGGUCGAGGCCACUGCUCCCAAGACAAAAUAAUCUUCUGGCAUUACAACAUAGCCUUGAACUAUGACAGGAUUUCGAAAAUGGAGUUCGUGAGGGAGAACCCAGGUUUCUCGAUGGAAGAAUAUUUAAAAAAAGUGGUGCAAACACUGGCGCACGUCAUAUGCUCGAAGCACAAGAUUUAUGAGCCCAAAGCUUGGGUCGUUUUGGCCCAGACGGCGAAGGAAUAUUUUCGGAUCAUGAAAUAUCACAUAGAUUAUGAUGAAACGAAGAUCUUGCAGGUGACUGGGUUCAAACCAAUGACAAUGUCAGAUUGUUUUAAUCAGGCAAGUCAGCUGGCACCUGAUGACCCUUGGGUGCUGGGACGCGUCGGGCGACACUGCAGGCACAUUAAACAGAACAAGAGCGCUCUGGAGUUGCUCCAAAAGUCACAUGACCUCUGCCCAUCUGAGUUUGCUCUCCACCACCUCGGUUUGACUUACCGUACCCUCGCAGCGGAAGCCAACAGGCAGAGUCGUCAGGAAAAACCUCUAUUCAGGAAAUACAAGACCAUAAAUGAGGGUCCAAAUAUAGAUGUUGCUUCGUCAGUUAUACUCGGAGAAGACAACUCUAAAUUCAUUCUGCGAGUAAUAUGCCCAGUGACUUGCACGAAAAGAAGCUCUCCAACUAAAAGUCGUGCACCUACAUGGAAAAGUUGUAAAAGAGUAACAUAUGCCGGUGCUUACGAAAACUGCACCGACCCAAAGGUGAAUGAAUAUGUAAGCAAGGCUAUCGAUUGCUUUGAAAAGGCCAUUCAGCUUUCCGAAGACACAGCCCACAAGCUGCGCGUGGACCUGGCAGGAAUGUACUCUGCACGUGGCAUGCACACAGAAGCAGAUGAGUGCUACAUUAACGCUUUGCAGGAAGAUCGAAAAGUGACUCAUUACUCCCGUGCCUUUACACUGGAGAAGUGGGGCUUGGCUCAGCAUGAAUGUGGAGACCAGACUAAGAGCCAGCACCUCUUACGUAUGGCUAUUGAAGAGGCAGCCAAGGUGAACACGACACGCAAGGUGGCAUUUGAGAAAUUGAUUCAGGAGCUCGUGAAGUGCAAUAACACGAUGGAGCAAUCAGAUCUUCACCAACUUGUAGGGAACCACAGAGAGGCUUUGACCCUACUGCGAGAAGCAUACAAACAUAAUUCUAAUGAUCCAGAAAUACUGUGUCGGCUCAUCAAGAGCCUGGCUGCUGAAAAGGACUACGACACGGCUCACAUGUAUCUGGCGAUCCUGAAGAGAACUAAUGAGGGGCACGAUAAGAUCAGUCGUGAUCUCCAAGUUGAAAUAUGCUUUGGGGCAGCUGAGAUGAACAUGAAAAUGCUUUCUGUGGACAGUAAAACGGUGCUAGGAGAUCUGUAUGAGGAGCUCAUGGAAAACCAAGAGAAGCAACAGAGCAUAUUCAUGCUUCACAUCAUUGACUCAGACCAAGACUCAACGCUGGCUGAACACUUCCAGCAGUUGGCCAAAGAGAUAGGGGGGGUUAAGUGUGAGCUCCUCAGUGAAAAACCUGCUGGAAGGUUUUUAGUGAAUACAAUGUUGGAGGCGGUUGAUACACACAAUGCAAUCGUAUUGCUGAUAACCCCAGAAUUUGUUCAUCAUCAACCAACAUUGGAUCUCUGUAUAUAUCUCCUACAGAAGCCCUGUGUCUUGCUGUGUUUGUGCACCUCAAUUUCCAAGGAUCAAAUUCCCCCCAAGUUUCAAGAUAUUCAUCAGGCACCCUUCCCAGAGAUAUCGCGCUGUAAAGGUUUAACAGAAAACCAAGCUUCAAUCAAAAAAUUGCACAUGUGGAGGGGGAUCUUUGAUCAUUUGCUGGUUGCCAAAGACAAGGCAGGGGUGAAAGAACUUUCCCUGAAGGUCAAUUUCAUGGGAGUUUAAUUGCUUACAAAAAUGUAUCUUCAUGACUCGAAGACACAAUUUCCUCCAAGCAUUUGACAUAUUACGUCAUUGUCAAAUUUAGCAUGUAAAUUAUAUUUUAAGAAACAGAAAUUAAAUAAAACCAAAAAAAUAACAGUGGUUAUUAUGAAUAUAUUACAAUAAAAAAGGCCACAAUUCUAAAAUAUUCUUUGGUUUUUUCGGUAAA